CGCGCGAGAGCGGCUUUCCUUAUAUAAACGCGAAUCGGACGGCGAGUCGAGUCUUGGCUCGAUCCUCCUAGGGAGGGUGCGCGAGACCGAUUUUUCACGCGACACCGGUCGGGCUGUCGACUGUUUCGGCGUUCAUAUAAUUAUAUGGUGAUACGGGUAUAAUUUCAUCGGCCCUGUGUAGCCGUGCUCCGAAGAGGUCGAGUGUGCAGAAGAGGCUUGCGGAGGAACAACCCCCGGGUGAAACUAUAACGGCCUCAAAAUGCUCACCACGUUCGUACAAAAGGCAAAAGUCUUUUACGAAACUUACGCCCUGGCCGUCGUGUCCUUGGGAUACGUGAUAGGCGAAUUGGGCCACUAUUUGAUCGGUGUGACGAGCAAAGCGAUAGCCACUGAUUUACACUACGGCGACAUAGCCUGUCAGUUCAACUCGAGUACGUUGGAACUCACGGAGCUACCGAUCCAGUGCGACACUGCCAACAGUUCCGAAGUGUGCGAGUCGUUAGAGGUGAAUGGCACGCGCUACUGCGAGUGGAACUACAAUGGCCUGGGCUUGGAUUACCAGAUACUGGCCGGGCCGAGUUUCAUCGCCGUUUUCACGAUCGUCGGGGUCAUUCUCGGCAUAGCUGCCGAUAGGUUCAACAGAGUGAGAAUGCUGUCGGUUUGCACGCUGGUCUUUGGCGUGGCGGUGAUACUACAGGGCGCCGUCACCAAUUACUGGCAACUCUUUAUCCUUCGGAUGCUCGCCGCUGCUGGGGAAGCAGGAUGUAACCCGCUCUCGACCGGUUUGCUGUCCGAUUGGUUCGACGAGGACAAGCGCGGCCUCGUCAUGUCGAUCUUCAACUGGGGAGUCUACGGUGGCUACGGCAUCGCCUUCCCCGUCGGCCGGUACAUACCUCAGCUCAACAUUUGGGGACUGGGCUGGAGGGCGUGUUACUACGGUGCCGGCAUAAUCGGGCUGAUCAUGGCCUUUUUGACCUCGACCACGCUUAAAGAACCCGAGCGAAGGGUGAUCGGCGAGGACAAGAACGACAACAAAAAAUCACAGUGGAAGCAGCUGCUCCAGCCUAGGAUCAUCAUUCUGGUGAUAGCGGCGAGCAUCAGGCACAGCGGGGGCAUGUGCUUCGCGUACAACUGCGACCUGUACUACCGCUCGUACUUCCCGGACUACGAUCUCGGCUGGUGGUUGUUCGCCGUGACGAUAGUGAUCGGUAGCAUCGGCGUCGUCGUCGGAGGCAUCGUCAGCGACAAGUUCGUCGCCAAGAUGGGCAUACGCUCGCGGGUCGCCGUCCUCGUCGUCAGCCAACUCAUCGCCACGCCCUUCGCCUUCGGCUCCGUCUACUUCGCUCCCACCUGGGCCAUGAUCACUCUCGGCAUAUCAUACUUUUUCGCUGAAAUGUGGUUCGGCAUACUGUUCGCCAUCGUCGUGGAGAUCGUCCCCUUGAGCCUGAGAUCGACCACAGUCGGCGUCUUCCUGUUCGUGAUGAACAACAUCGGCGGUAACUUGCCGAUCCUCGUCGAGCCCGUCAGCAAAGCCAUCGGCUACAGGGAGUCACUAUACAUAUUCUACGCCGGUUUCUACGGAAUAAGUUCGCUGAUGUUCCUGGCGACGAUGUUCAUGAUGCCCGGGGCUCCGAAGAAGCCGAGGGAGCCCGGCGAGAGCCACGACAAUCGCAACUACGUCGACGACGAGGGUAAGGCGUCGACGCUCGAGUUGCCCCGGUUACCCGCGAGGAUGAACCCCGGCUUCGACAACUCGCACCUGUGAGCUGUAGAUCGGCCGAUCCUCGUGUUGUACCUAUAUACAAUUUCGUUCAACGAGCACAUAAUCUUAUAUGUACGAUUGUUGAGUAUUUUUGCCGAUUGUCGUUAAAUGGAGCUCAACGGCGCGUUUACGCAAAGUGUUCAGUAUAGAGAAUCUCAGCUGCAGUAUUAUGAAUACUAUAGGUACACAUACAUAUACGCGUACUUUGAUUGCGCUCGAAUAAUCAGGAUGUAUGUGAUGGUGAGACGAUACACCCACACGUACUGUACAUAAUUCAGUUUAAUUCUUACUGUUUUUUUCUUUUUUGUUGUUGUAAAUACUAUUUGUAUAACUGUACUGUCGUAGCGCAAUUUUACAAGGAAUAAACAGUUUAUGUAACAUGUGUUGAAAUAAAAAAAAAUAAAAAUAAUAUAAUAUAUAUACGCUGA
Molecule: messenger RNA, 2190 nt
Organism: Copidosoma floridanum
Lineage: Eukaryota; Metazoa; Arthropoda; Insecta; Hymenoptera; Encyrtidae
Biological process (GO): transmembrane transport
Cellular component (GO): membrane
Molecular function (GO): transmembrane transporter activity
Source: RefSeq, a predicted model, not a curated record